CUUUGCGCUCUAUGAAUGCGAGUUGAUCGAACACAUGAGAGUUCUUACCGUUCAAUCUUGAUCUACAUCUGUCUUUCUCAAUUUCUAAUUCUUGGGAUUUAAUCCCCAACCAAAAGAAACCAUGACACGCACCCUCCUACCCAUCCUCUCCGCCCUCCUCCUCUUCCUCACAGGCGUACAAGCCCAAUUCCAAUUCUUCGAACAAAUGUUUAACGGCCAAGUAACUUCCCCCUCCCGUCCCUUCCCCCCAUCCCCCCCUCUCCCUCACCCCCCAAAAACUACCACCACCAACCCAACCAACUAACACCCCUCCCCCAAACCAGCAACAACAACAACAACGCCCCGAGCCUCAAAACGUCCCCUCGGACUCCUCCUGGUACCAAAAGAACUACGACACAGCCCACUGCUCCAACUACCUGUGUCCGGACACACUCGCUUGCGUCGCAGUGCCGCAUCACUGUCCAUGCGCGCACCCGACGUACGAGGAGAAAUUCGAGCUGGCGGAUGGGAAGGCGAUUUGUAUCUCCAAGGGGGGAUUUAAGGAGGGGGAGGCGGCGAGGAAAGUGGAGUUGGCGAGGAAGGGGUUGUUGUAGGGAUAGGG
Molecule: messenger RNA, 601 nt
Organism: Hymenoscyphus albidus
Lineage: Eukaryota; Fungi; Ascomycota; Leotiomycetes; Helotiales; Helotiaceae
Source: the annotation of a GenBank genome assembly